Molecule: messenger RNA, 3078 nt
Organism: Esox lucius (northern pike)
Lineage: Eukaryota; Metazoa; Chordata; Actinopteri; Esociformes; Esocidae
Gene: gja9a
Product: connexin 55.5
Exons: 3
Coding region: 746-2236 (496 amino acids)
Biological process (GO): cell communication
Cellular component (GO): connexin complex
Source: RefSeq, a predicted model, not a curated record
UGAUUUCUCCUAUUGUUUAUAAGUUAAAUCACUGAGGGGAAUGCCUUUAUUUUUUGGUAUAACAGGACCACUGACAGAAGCUAGAGGAAAAUAAGAACCGUAAAGCUAAUGAAUGGUUUGCUUAUUCAUUAAUUUUGAUGUUUAAAAAAACCAAACACUUGUCACGAAUACAGAGCAUCACAUCUAUCUUUGAUGUACAUUGCUGAUUUUCUGAUAAAGAUUUGAAUUGGUACUGCAACCUUUGUGGAACAAAACGUAGAGAAGUAGUUAAUUCAAUACAUAACAAUUUGAAAGUACCUCUUCAAAAAAUGCAUUGUUGAGCAAAGGUUAUGUAAAUGUAGUUGCUAAUUGUUCAACACACCACCCAAUUGUGUCUGGAAAGUUGUAUAGUUUAUAUUGAAAGAUUCAUUAACAUUAAAGUUGAAAUUAGUAGUUAAAUGCAAUAUGACCUCCCCACUCUGCCUUGGUAAAAAGAUGACACAUAGACAGAACCAUGGAUGCAAGAACUGGUUAUCCAACACAAAACUAGAGUCAAACCAUGUUCUGAGGCUAGACAGUGUUUCCUUAUAUGUACUUUUGUUUUUACAAACAUCGGAGUGAAGCAAGCUAACAGUGCUGUUAAAAUUGACUGACCCUCUUUUUGAUUUUCUAUACUUUCUUUGUUCUUUUGACACUGAAUAUUACCAGGUCUUCCAGCAAAAUUGAAUCCUAAAUAAAUGCAAUACACAACGAUGCCCAUGUGAAGAUGGGGGAUUGGAAUUUCCUGGGGGGGGUAUUGGAAGAGGUGCAUAUCCACUCCACUAUGGUGGGAAAGAUCUGGCUUACCAUCCUAUUCAUCUUUCGCAUGCUGGUGCUGGGCGUGGCGGCCGAGGACGUUUGGAAUGACGAGCAGGCUGACUUUAUCUGCAACACGGAGCAGCCCGGUUGCCGGAAUGUCUGCUACGACCUGGCUUUCCCGAUCUCCCUCAUCCGCUACUGGGUCCUCCAGGUAAUCUUUGUUUCGUCACCAUCGCUGGUGUACAUGGGCCACGCUCUCUACCGCCUCCGAGCCUUAGAGAAGGAGCGUCAGAAAAAGAAGGUCCUGUUACGUCGCGAACUAGAGACAGUGGAUGUGGAGAUGGUGGCGGCGCGGAAGACAAUUGAGCGUGAGGUGAGGCAGCUGGAGCAAGGAAAGCUCAACAAGGCUCCGCUGUCGGGGUCCCUCUUGCGCACCUAUGUGGCCCACAUCAUUACCCGCUCGGCUGUGGAGGUCGGCUUUAUGACGGGCCAGUACGUCCUUUAUGGCUUCCAGCUCUAUCCUCUCUUUAAGUGUGAGCGGGACCCUUGUCCAAAUGCGGUGGACUGCUUCGUCUCCCGGCCCACAGAGAAGAGUGUCUUCAUGGUCUUCAUGCAGUGCAUCGCUGGAGUCUCCCUCUUCCUCAACAUCUUGGAGAUCAUGCAUCUGGGCUACAAAAAGAUCAAGAAGGGCAUCCUGGACUACUAUCCACACCUGCAAGAAGAGCUUGAUGACCUUUACUCCAACAAAAUCAAGAAAGACUCUGUGGUGCAUCAGACAUGCCUGGCAUCCUCUAGCCGCAAGACCACCAUGGCCUCGGUGCCUAGUGGCUACAAUCUCCUAUUGGAGCGGGGCCAGGAUGGACAAACAUACCCUUCGCUUGUCAACCCCUCUGCCUUCCUCCCUGUUCAGGGUGAAAUGGCUGAUAAACGGAACCUGGAAGAGCCCAAAGAGGCUGCACAUAGCCCAACAGAGCAUAACUCAAACUCCAACAACACCAGCUGUGACAGCCGCUCACCUCCUUGUCACUCAGUGACCCCACCCAAGCAGGAAGAGCCAGAUGAAUCUGUCCGACAUCCUCCUAACAGCGAGGAGGAUGAGAAGAGGGGGAGCCCAGACUCACCCAGGAGCCCAAGGGAGGCAUCUCACGCCUCUUCCUGCCCAACACUGCUGCUAGGCGCUGGGAGAAAAACAUGGAGAGUAAAUGCUCCAUCGAAUUGUUCCACAGUGGUGGAGGGCAAAAGCUCAGACACAGAUUCUUAUGGGGGUUCUAAAGCCAGCGGUGGAUACCGGGAGCACUCUGUAUCGAAAUCUGACUCUAAAAUGCGUCCUACCACCCCUGACUCAUUGGAUUCAAGUUCAGGGUCGAAGCAUAGUCCAUGCCCACCCUCUUCCAACCGGCGACCAUCAUCCACAAGCAACGCAAGCAACAGACGAGCUCCCACAGACUUACAAGUCUAAAUGCAUUUUGUGAAACCUUCUGGUUUGUCCUUCAUCAGACACAUAACUAAAACGUUCGUAGGUACAGACAGGCAUCAAAAUAACAUUUCAAAUUUGCUUUAAAGGUGUAUUGGCAGCAAUUGUCCAGUAAAAGAUUAUUUAUUUUUACUUGUUAUUCAUGGCUUUCUGGAGUGGUUCUCAAACCUCUCAAGGGUACCCCAGCUGUUCCAUGUAUUAGAUGUAGUCCAGAACUAUAAAAAACUGAAUAACCUUGUCAAUUAAUGAUCAAGACCUUAACUGUUUAAAUCAGGUAAGUUAGUUUGGGGCUACAAUCAAAAUGUAAGAUAGCUGGUGACCAAGGAAAUGUUUGAGAACCACUGGCUUAAUGUACUGCUGAUUUCCUGUAAGUGGUCAUGUGUCUUUAUUUACCAGUGUGUCAUUUGUGAUGACGUAGGUUCAGACAUUGGGUGAAGGGAUUUGCCAUUGACAGUAUUGACCAUGCUCAGGUGUUUGGGGCCGUGAGGGAAAGUGGUAGGGAUUGUAAAGCUACAUUCAUGACAAACACCACCGUCCCAAUUCACAUAAUAUGUUUACUUUUUAGUUUUGUUUUAUUGAAAUCACAACUGAAAAGUUGAUUACAACCACCAAAUGAAUCUAUACUGCCUCAUCAAAUCAAGAGUUCAUAUGCUUCCCCCAGUGACAGGUUUUGUCAUUGGUGCAUCAACACUGAACACCUGAUGUCCCAAUGUAUUUACAGACUUAUAGCCACUGAAAAUGUAAACUGUAUUUGAAUAUUGUACUAAAGAAUGACCUGAUUUAAUAUUUUACAAAAGCUUUAAAUUAAAAAUGUUACUAUAUUGCAA